Molecule: messenger RNA, 594 nt
Organism: Rhineura floridana
Lineage: Eukaryota; Metazoa; Chordata; Lepidosauria; Squamata; Rhineuridae
Product: somatotropin-like
Biological process (GO): animal organ development; positive regulation of tyrosine phosphorylation of STAT protein; positive regulation of receptor signaling pathway via JAK-STAT
Cellular component (GO): extracellular region
Molecular function (GO): hormone activity; growth hormone receptor binding
Source: RefSeq, a predicted model, not a curated record
AUGGCCCAAGGGAACAACAGCUUUCCCCACAAUGCCCCUCUCCAGUCUGUUUGCCAAUGCAGUACUAAGGGCUCAGCAUCUCACCUACUUGCAACUGAUACCUUCAAGGAAUUUGAGCGUUCCUACAUCCCUGAAGACCAGCGGCACUCCAACAAAAACUCUCCAUCUGUAUUCUGUUACUCUGAAACCAUCCCUGCCCCCACAGGGAAGGAUGACGCCCAGCAAAAAUCUGACAUGGAGUUGCUGAGGUUUUCACUUACACUCAUUCAGUCAUGGCUAAGUCCUGUACGGUUCCUAAGCAGGGUGUUCAGUAACAGUCUAGUCUUUGGGACUUCAGACAGAGUCUACGAAAAACUCCAAGACUUGGAAGAAGGUAUCCAGGCUCUUAUGAGGGAGCUGGAGGAUGGGAGCUCCCGGGGCCUUCAGCUCCUCAGACCCACCUAUGACAAGUUUGACGUCAAUCUCCGCAAUGAAGGCUCUUUGCUGAAAAACUAUGACCUUCUGUCGUGCUUCAAGAAGGACCUGCACAAGGUGGAGACCUACCUGAAAGUGAUGAAAUGCCGACGUUUUGGGGAAAUUAACUGCACCAUCUGA